AUGGAAAAGCACAUGCUUAUUUAUUUGGCAGAUCCUACGACUUGGAGUCCGAUUUUACAGGAGGCCGUGAAGGCACAGGAUUUGGGAGUUAUCCCAUUUGAUUUGACUUUGAAUUAUGAUCAUUGGAACUAUAUCGAUAUCAUGAAAUCUAUUCUUCCUGAAGAUGCUCAAGGGGAAAUUCCAGUCGGCUUUGCCAUUGUUGGGCAUGUUGCCCACCUCAACCUACAUGACGAGUACCUUCCUUACAAAAAUCUUGUUGCGUCCGUCCUCAUGGACAAGAACCCGACCAUUCGCACUGUCAUCAACAAAAUUGAUGACGUCGGCACCGUCUCUGAGUACCGGACUUUCUCUUAUGAAGUGCUGGCCGGCGAUGAUAACAUGAAUGUUGAAAUUCGGGAAGGAGAUUGUACUUUCCGAUUUGAUUAUUCAAAGGUCUACUGGAAUAGUAGAUUACAAACAGAACAUAAGCGAUUAGUGGAUCUGUUUGAACCUGGGGAUGUGGUAUGUGAUGUUAUGGCGGGGGUGGGUCCAUUUGCUUUACCGGCAGGGAAGAAAGGGGUUUUUGUAUGGGCAAAUGAUUUAAAUCCAGACAGCUACAAGGCUAUGAAGGAUGCAGUGGUUAGGAAUAAGGUCGAAAAUUUCGUUCGCACAUUCAAUGAAGAUUUACCAAUGGUACAUGUACAUUGUUUUGCACCAAAGAACGAAGACAAUGAAGCGGCCAACAUAGAGAUCUGUGAGAGGGUGAGUGAGAAACUAGGAGUGAAGAUUGUACAGGGAGAUGAGCAUGAAACAAAGGUUUGGGAUGUAAGGGAUGUGGCGCCAAAGAAGAGGAUGUUUUGUGUUAGCUUUAGGAUACCGGCUGAGGUCGCUUUUGGGCAAAGGAAGGGAUAA
Molecule: messenger RNA, 891 nt
Organism: Sclerotinia sclerotiorum 1980 UF-70
Lineage: Eukaryota; Fungi; Ascomycota; Leotiomycetes; Helotiales; Sclerotiniaceae
Exons: 5
Coding region: 1-891 (296 amino acids)
Biological process (GO): tRNA N1-guanine methylation; mitochondrial tRNA methylation
Cellular component (GO): cytoplasm; mitochondrial matrix
Source: RefSeq, a predicted model, not a curated record